AUGAUAAAAAAGACAAAGUGGUACUCCAUCAUAUUGGACUGCACGCCCGAUAAAAGUCGUAUUGAACAGAUGUCCAUUAUUAUCAGAUUCGUAGCAUAUGAUCAGAAUCCUAAGAAAUUCGAAGUGAAAGAACAUUUUCUUGGAUUUCUCCCUAUUGCUGACACUACCGGCAAGGGACUAACAGAGGUUAUCCUUGAUAAGUUACAGAAAUUGGGCAUAGCUCUUUCUGAUACGCGUGGCCAAGGCUAUGACAAUGGGGCAAACAUGAAGGGUAAACAUUCUGGGGUGCAAAAUAGAAUCCUACGAAUGAACCCUCGUGCUUUCUCCGUCCCUUGCUCAGCUCAUACUCUCAAUCUCGUAGUUGGUGAUGCUGCUUCUGUCACGGGUCAAACUACAGCUGUCAGUGAUACGCGUUGGAAAAGUAGGGUUGAUGCCAUCAAACCAGUGCGCUACCAGCUUGGAGAGAUCUAUGAUGCACUUGUGGAAAUUUCGCUCGAUGAUAAACGAGAUAAUCUAUCGAAAUAUGAGGCUCGGUGCUUAGCCCAAUCCAUCGCGAAUUUUAAAUUCAUUUGUAGCGUAAUCAUUUGGUUCGAUAUUCUGAACAAAGUUAAUGUCGCAUUAAAAUUAUUACAAAGUCCUGCUUUGAAUAUAGUUAAUUGCUGUAACAUUCUAGACAGAACCACAGCUUUUCUGAAGCAGUACAGAUCUGAAAAAAGUUUUUGUAGAAUACUGAACGAAGCGAAAGACUUAGCAUCUGAGGUGAAAGUAGAGCCGACAUUUCCCCCUAACAACACGGUUCGCGUUUGCCAUAAGAAACGUAAUUUCGAAUACGAAGCUCGAGAUGGACGUGUUACAGAUCCGAAAGAACAAUUUAGAACAGAAUUCUUUUACCACGUUAUUGAUAUAGCAGUAAUAUCAAUGGAAGAGAGAUUUCAACAACUACAGGAGCACAGCAAUGAUUUCAAAUUUCUGUAUGAUAUUCAUACUCUCAAGUCUUCAACGAAAGAAGAGAUAAUGAAGAGCUGCAAAAAUUUGCAUGGAAGGUUAACGAAUGGGGAGAAAAUGGAUAUUGAUGGCAUUGAUCUGUGCGACGAAAUUAUGAAUCUAGCUGCAAUCUUGCCGGCUGGUCAAUCCCCAAUUGAAGUUUUGAAUUUCAUCGUAAAAAAUGAUAUACUUUCAGUUGUACCUAACGUUGUCAUUGCCUUGCGGAUAUUGUUAACUUUACCCGUUUCAGUAGCAUCAGGAGAGUGGAGUUUCUCCAAACUAAAAAUUAUCAGCCACGAACGCUUAGUAGGAUUGGCCACUGUAUCUAUUGAAAGUGAAUUAUGUGAUCGCAUCGACUAUCAGGAACUUAUUGCAGACUUUGCAAAAUGGAUUGGAGUUAAUAAAUACGAGAAGGCGGGUUCUCUCAGCUUGCCCCAGGUGCCACAAGGGCUAGGCGCGGCGCUGACCGUAUUACUCUAUAUAUUCGUUGUAUUUUUGUUUUAUGUAAACUACAGAACCGAUGAAAUAAUUGCCCAAAUUAUUUUAGAGACCGAAAGUCAAUCUCUCAGUCAUAAAUUAUACUCGGAGACCAGAAUUGCACACUCGCGGCAUAUUGGCGAUCGAAAUGAGAGCCUAUGUGCUCCUGCAUUUAAUGAGAGAAAUUCUUGCGACUCAACCUUGACUGAAUACGCCCAAUUAAUAAAAUAG
Messenger RNA from Diprion similis, 1692 nucleotides. RefSeq names its product zinc finger MYM-type protein 1-like. The record is from RefSeq and is a predicted model, not a curated record. The transcript is spliced from 5 exons. Gene Ontology annotation, molecular function: protein dimerization activity. The coding region runs from base 1 to 1692 and encodes 563 amino acids. Lineage: Eukaryota; Metazoa; Arthropoda; Insecta; Hymenoptera; Diprionidae.